GCCACGAGGGGGCGGAGCCUGCGCCUGCUGCGCCGCGGUCAGUCGGGCGGUGGCGGCGGCGGAGGCGGCAGUGGCGGAGGGGGAUCCGCCGGGCUGAGGAGCGGACGCGGGGAGGCGGCUGAAGGAUCGCGACACAAUGAGGCGAGUGGUACGACAGAGCAAAUUCCGGCAUGUGUUUGGCCAGGCAGUGAAGAACGACCAGUGCUACGAUGACAUCCGUGUCUCUCGUGUCACUUGGGACAGCUCCUUCUGUGCUGUGAACCCCAGGUUUGUUGCAAUCAUCGUGGAUGCGAGCGGCGGCGGGGCCUUCCUGGUGCUGCCUUUGCACAAGACGGGCCGAAUUGACAAGUCCUACCCAACGGUGUGCGGGCACACAGGACCAGUGCUGGACAUUGACUGGUGUCCCCACAACGACCAGGUCAUCGCCAGCGGCUCUGAGGACUGCACUGUCAUGGUAUGGCAGAUUCCUGAGAAUGGGCUCACGCUGUCCUUGACAGAGCCAGUGGUAGUUCUAGAAGGCCAUUCGAAGCGAGUGGGCAUCGUGGCUUGGCACCCGACGGCGCGCAACGUGCUGCUCAGUGCAGGUUGUGAUAAUGCAAUUAUCAUCUGGAACGUGGGGACAGGUGAAGCCCUCAUCAACUUGGAUGACAUGCACGUGGAUGUGAUCUACAAUGUGAGCUGGAAUCGCAAUGGCAGCCUAAUCUGUACAGCUUCCAAAGACAAAAAAGUUCGAAUCAUUGACCCCAGGAAACAAGAAAUCAUCGCUGAGAAAGAGAAAACCCAUGAGGGAGCCCGGCCCAUGCGAGCCAUUUUCCUCGCUGAUGGAAACAUCUUCACGACCGGCUUCAGCCGCAUGAGCGAGCGGCAGCUGGCCCUCUGGAAUCCAAAAAACAUGGAGGAGCCAAUAGCCCUUCACGAGAUGGACACCAGCAAUGGGGUCCUGCUGCCAUUCUAUGACCCAGAUACCAACAUUAUUUACUUGUGUGGCAAGGGUGACAGCAGCAUUCGCUACUUUGAGAUCACGGAUGAAUCCCCCUAUGUUCACUACCUCAACACCUUCAGCAGCAAAGAGCCGCAGAGGGGAAUGGGGUUCAUGCCAAAGAGGGGCCUUGAUGUGAACAAGUGCGAGAUUGCCAGGUUCUUCAAGCUUCAUGAGCGGAAAUGUGAGCCCAUCAUCAUGACAGUCCCUCGAAAGUCGGACCUCUUCCAGGAUGACCUGUACCCGGACACAGCUGGCCCAGAGGCAGCGCUGGAAGCAGAAGAGUGGUUUGAGGGGAAGAAUGCUGAUCCCCUUCUCAUUUCCUUGAAGCAUGGGUACAUUCCUGGCAAGAACAGGGAUCUCAAGGUGGUCAAGAAGAAUAUACUGGAUAACAAACCUGCUGCAAACAAGAAAAGUGAUCUCAUAAGUGCUCCAAAGAAAGCAGCUGAUGCCUCAGACACUCAAAACGAAGCCAAAUUGGAUGAGAUUUUGAAAGAGCUGAAAUCCAUAAAAGACACCAUCACCAACCAAGACGAGCGCAUUUCCAAGCUGGAACAGCAGAUGGCGAAGAUCGCAGACUGAGCGGGGCUGGCGGGCGCUGCCAGCCCAACACAUUCCAGUUCCCCGGUUUGGCCAGCAGCAGCGUGCAGCAUUCCAGUACGAGCUUUCCUGUUCUCCCAAAUUCACGUCAACGAGAGCCGAUGAUUAAAGCCAAGCUUUUUAGUGAAAGAAGUUUUUUUUUUCCCUGAUGUUUUAAUGAAUUUAUGUGACUGUGUCAAACAAUUCAACGACAAUAAGUGCUACUUUUACAGUCUUUAUUAUUUUUUUUUUCACAGAUGUUAUGAAUUAUUGAAAAGAAACCCAUUCUGACUCUUUCCAUGUUGUGCCCAAAUAUCUUUUCUAGAUGUAGGGACCAAUGCCACAUUGUUCGUAACCAUUUUUUUUUUU
Molecule: messenger RNA, 1927 nt
Organism: Lagopus muta (rock ptarmigan)
Lineage: Eukaryota; Metazoa; Chordata; Aves; Galliformes; Phasianidae
Gene: CORO1C
Product: coronin 1C
Exons: 11
Coding region: 137-1561 (474 amino acids)
Biological process (GO): neural crest cell migration; actin filament organization
Molecular function (GO): actin filament binding
Source: RefSeq, a predicted model, not a curated record